Paraphaeosphaeria sporulosa is the source of this 2795-nucleotide messenger RNA. RefSeq names its product nuclear elongation and deformation protein-like protein 1. The record is from RefSeq and is a predicted model, not a curated record. The transcript has 3 exons. Gene Ontology annotation, biological process: triglyceride biosynthetic process; fatty acid catabolic process. Bases 203 to 2533 code for a protein of 776 amino acids. Gene Ontology annotation, cellular component: nucleus. Gene Ontology annotation, molecular function: phosphatidate phosphatase activity. Lineage: Eukaryota; Fungi; Ascomycota; Dothideomycetes; Pleosporales; Didymosphaeriaceae.
CACUGCCCGCGACGCCUGGACGCAGCUCGCUGUGCGCCACAGCGACCGCCCCGAGCCCAGAGCAGUGCAGCAGCUGCAGGCGACAAAGGCCCGCACGUUGCGUCGUCGAACCACACACUGCAACAAACAGCAAUACCUGCACGGCUACCACAGCGCUGCACCAAGCUCCCCCGUCCGCUGAGCGCCCGCGGGCCAGGCAGCCAUGAACUACGUGCGCUCCCUCACCAGCGGCGUGUCCAAGGGCUGGAACUCAAUCAACCCCGCCACCCUGAGCGGCGCCAUCGAUGUCAUAGUCGUCGAGCAGGAAGACGGCAGUCUGGCCUGCUCGCCCUUCCACGUCCGCUUCGGAAAAUACCAGAUACUGCGGCCCUCGGACAAGAAGGUCGUCUUCAAGGUCAAUGGCGAGCAGCAGGAUUAUGCCAUGAAGCUCGGUGAGGGCGGCGAGGCCUUUUUCGUCUUUGAAACCACGGCAUCCAUCCCCGAAGACAUGCAGACCUCGCCGCUCGCCUCUCCCGCCGCGAGUCCGGAGCAAAAGCCCACCCAGGAACCCAUCGACCCUGCGCUCUCCGAACCCGAUCCGCUCGAGCUCGACGGCAUCAGCGGAGCGAGACGCUCGACACUGCAAGGCCGCGUCCCACGUCCGGAUCUGCUCGGCGAACGGCCCAAGUCAGGCGACUGGUCUGGUCUGCAGACGUUCCGCUCCAAUAGCGACGAGAUCCUGCCCUCCACAAAGACGCAGUUUGCGAAGACAUUCGAAGAAAAGGAACACGCACCGAUUAAGCUGAGCAGAGACGAGGCUACCGCAUGGAACGUCCACAAACGAUCAACAAGUCCGCCACCCGUGUCACCCACUGAAGCUAUGGCCCGCGCCAUCAACCUUUCCAAGAAACUCUUUACUUCCAACAUACCAAACAAGGUCACAGAGAGCGGAGACCUGAUGUUGGAUAUGACGGGUUACAAAAGCAGCGAGCAGGAGGCUUUGCGCGCCGAGGUGGUUGCUCGGAGAAUACUCUCGGAUGAGCUUGAGGGGAACUACGAUAUUGGCGCUUUGAUCGGCGCUGAUGAGCAUGGGAACCUCUGGAUAUACAGCAGCGAAGAAUCCAAGGCCGCCGCUAUGCAGAGAUCAGGUAUCGCAGCUUUGAGCGAGGAAGCGCUGCAGUCAACGGAUGCCGUCUCGGACCCUGGCUAUCAUAGCGACGACGCCCAGAGCGACGCAUCCGGUGAAUUUCCACCACAUAUGCGCAGAGACUCCGAUAGCGCUAUUGGCCUAACAUCCCCACCGAAAUCACCCGAGGGUCAUAGGGAAGUCCGUAGCUAUGCAAAGACUCUCCGCCUCACGAGCGACCAACUGAAGUCUCUGAACCUGAAACCAGGAGCCAACACUUGCAGCUUCAGUGUCAACAAAUCAACGUGCAAGGCAUCCAUGUUCUACUGGAAACACGACGUCCCUAUCGUCAUCUCAGACAUUGAUGGUACAAUCACCAAGUCGGACGCUCUGGGCCACGUCCUGAACAUGAUCGGUCGAGACUGGACCCACGAAGGAGUGGCCAAGUUAUACACUGACAUCAUCAACAACGGAUACAACAUCUUCUACCUGACAAGUCGCUCUGUUGGCAUGGCAGACACGACAAGAGCAUACAUGAAUGGCGUAGUACAAGAAGGCUACCGGUUGCCCAAAGGGCCCGUAAUCAUGAGCCCAGAUCGAACGAUAGCAGCGUUACGCCGAGAAGUCUACCUGCGGAAGCCAGAGGUAUUCAAGAUGUCCUGUCUCCGGGACAUCAUGAACCUCUUCGGCAAGCCCCCCGGCCAGACGCCCUUCUAUGCCGGCUUCGGCAACCGCUUCACCGACGCCCUUUCCUACCGCUCCGUCAACAUCCCCUCCACCCGCAUCUUCACCAUCAACUCCAACGCCGAAGUCUCCCUCGACGUCCUCUCCCUCAACUCCUACCGCACCGGCUACGCGUCCAUGCGCGAGAUCGUAGACCACUUCUUCCCCCCUGUUGGACUCCUCGUCCCUCCCGGCGGUGAGCAGUUCACAGACUUCAACUACUGGCGCGAACGUCCGCUCGACCUCGAUAACUUCACGGACAGCGAGGACGAAGAUGAGGACGACGGUACAGAGGCUCCUAGCGUGCCCAGUGAAGACGAGGGGAGCGAGGUCGGCGAGGAUCUAGAAGCGAGCUAUCUCACGCAGGCGAGCAUUGAUGACGCGGAGGGUAUGGAGGACUCCAUUCUGGAGAGUGUGGAGGGUGACGGGUACGGUGAUGCGGAGGAAGACGAGGGCGGCGCGAUUGACGAAGGCGAGGAAGACGACGAGGAAGACGACGAGGAAGACGACGAGGAAGACGACGAGGAAGACGACGAGGAAGACGAGGAUUCAGAGGAGGACGAGUCAGAUGGUGACGAAGGAGCAGUACUACAGCGGACACCGACCAAGGAACCACAAGGGCUAGGCGAGGGGGUGCGGGACAUGAGGCUGACGGAGCAGACACCAACACCCCAACCAAGCCCCGCUAGACGACGAAAUCCCUAGCGCAGCGAAAGGACUGUUAAAAGCAUAACCUGCAUAGACGGCGUUCACGUGUGACAUAGACUAUUCUUGUUGUUUCGAGUAGAAGUCAGGCAGUAGUGCAUUGGCAUGGCGUAGCAUAGCAUAUGUCGGCGUUCACUAUAGGUCUGAAAAUCCACGUUCACACUUCAAUACGUAUUGCAAGCUCGCCUGUUACCGCCAUCAGAGAGAGAAGACCCAGGCUCCCAUUCUCUAGUCUCCCUACAGCAGUCUACCACACUACACA